AUGGACGCCCUGUCGUGCUCCUUCCUCUCCAGUGCCGCCAUCCCAUUUCCCCACAACCCCCACUCCGCCUCCAAGGUCCUUCCUUCUGGCCAUCACCAGCGCCGCACCUCCGCAGUUCUCACCAACGAGCGCCCUCCCGCCGAGAGCAGCACUACCACUGUCCGCCCUUCUUCGGUUUCCCCCUCAUCGGCCCCCCCGCCCGUAAAGGUCCUCAGGAGGCCGAUCGAGGCGACACCAGCGCCAUCCCUGGCCAACUCCCUCAGCAACGCCUUCGACGCCAUCAUCAACAAUUUCAUUGACCCCCCCGUCCAACGCCCCUCCGUCGACCCCCGCUACGUCCUCGCCGACAACUGGGCCCCCGUCGGCGAGCUACCCCCGACGCCUUGCCCCGUCGUCAGGGGAAGAAUCCCCCGCGCCCUCCGCGGCGGCGCCUACGUCCGCAAUGGCCCGAACCCCCAGCACCUUCCCCGCGGGACGCACCACCUCUUCGACGGCGACGGCAUGCUUCACUCCAUACUCCUCCCCGCUGGUGGCGACGGCGCCGCACCUGCCACCUUGUGCAGCCGUUAUGUCCAGACCUACAAGUACCUGGUGGAGCGGGAGGCCGGCGGGAACGUCCUCCCAAACGUCUUCUCGGGCUUCCACGGAGUCGGUGGCCUCGUUCGUGGCGCUGCUAUCGUCGCCCGCGUGGUCACGGGACAGAUGGAUCCCUCCGAAGGCGUCGGCCUAGCGAACACCAGCCUCGCCUUCUUCGGCGGUCGUCUCUUCGCCCUCGGAGAGUCGGACCUCCCCUACGCGGUUCACCUCUCCCCAUCCGGCGACAUGAACACCAUCGGCCGGUGGGACUUUGAGGGCAAACUCUCCAUGGGCAUGACGGCUCAUCCCAAGAAGGACCCCAUCACCGGCGAGGUUUUCGCGUUCCGGUACGGGCCGGUGCCCCCGUUCGUCACUUACUUCCGCUUCGACGCUGAGGGAAGGAAGCAGUCGGACGUGCCCAUCUUCUCCGUCACCCAGCCCUCCUUCCUCCACGACUUCGCCAUCACCGACAAGUACGCCAUCUUCUGCGACAUCCAGAUCGUCAUGCAGCCGAUGCAGAUGGUACUGGGGGCCGGCUCUCCCGUCGGUGCCAACGCCGGGAAGGUGCCCAGGGUCGGUGUACUGCCGCGGUACGCGGCGUCCGAGAGCGACAUCAGGUGGUUCGACGUGCCCGGAUUCAACCCGUUGCACACAGUCAACGCGUGGGAGGAGGACGGCGGCGCCACCGUGGUGCUGGUGGCACCCAACGUGCUGUCUGUUGAGCACGCGCUCGACAGGAUGGAGCUCGUCCACAGCUGCGUGGAGAUGGUGAGGAUCGACCUCAGGAGCGGUGCCGUGUCCCGGACCCCGCUCUCCGCCGGGAACCUCGACUUCGGCGUGAUCAACCCAAGCUACCUGGGGCGCCGCAACCGCUACGCCUACCUCGGUGUGGGGGACCCGCAGCCGAAGGUGGCCGGGGUGGUGAAGCUCGACAUGGAGAAGAAGGGCAGCGACUGCGUGGCCGCCUCCCGCAUGUACGGCCCCCGAAGGUUCGGUGGCGAGCCAAUCUUCGUGCCGGCGCCGGACGAGGGGGAGGAGGAGGACGACGGGUACCUGGUGACGUACCUGCACGACGAGAGCACGCGGGAGUCGAGCUUCCUCAUGAUGGACGCAAGGUCGCCGGACCUGGAGGUGGUCGCUGAGGUGUCCCUGCCCCGGCGGGUGCCGUACGGCUUCCACGGCCUCUUCGUCGCCGCGGCGGAGCUCCGCGCACAGAGGGAGAAGCCCUAG
Molecule: messenger RNA, 1806 nt
Organism: Spirodela intermedia
Lineage: Eukaryota; Viridiplantae; Streptophyta; Magnoliopsida; Alismatales; Araceae
Source: the annotation of a GenBank genome assembly